UCUGCAGACAUCGACAACCACCACGCGCUCAUCGAGUUCAAUGAGGCCGAGGGCAGCUUUGUCCUCCAGGACUUCAACUCCCGCAAUGGCACAUUUGUCAACGAGUGUCACAUUCAGAACGUGGCCGUGAAGCUCAUCCCUGGAGACAUCCUGAGGUUUGGGUCCACCGGACUGACCUACGAACUGGUCGUCGAAAAUCCUCCCCAGGUCUCCUACCCAUGGAUGAGGGCUCCUGCACCUUGGCCAAGGCCACAGUCACCUCGGACCACACAGCCACCCACACAGUUGCCCUUGCCACAACACAUCCCCUUCCACCAGGGCAUCCGACCAAUCCCCAUGCAGAGGAGCUGGUCCCAGGGGUUCCCCGGGCCCUCCAUGAUCCCGCCAGUGUCCCACCAGCGGCCCGUCAGUGCUGGCGGGAAGAUGUUCUCCUUCAUGAUGGACCACAAGACCCCUGUCGUCAAGCAAGUGUGGACCAGCGCUGUGGAACUGUCAGAAGAAACCGUGGCCAAGGGCCUCCCCGGGGCCAUGCCUUCCCCUGAGAUCUACAUGGACCAGGACCUGGCCCAGCAGGACAAGGAUGAAAUCAUUCUGCUUCUGGGGAGAGAAGUCAACCGGCUCUCAGAUUUUGAAGUGGAAUCCAAAUACAAAGACGCAGUGAUAAUAAACCUGCAGAACGAAUUGGCAGAGCUGAGUCAGAGGCUGUCGGAAACCAUGCCCCUCAGGCAGAGCGACAGGGCCAUUCCACAGAAGUUCCAGGGGCUAGAAGAAGGCGAGGAUCCCAGACAGAAGGAAAUUGAGAGCUUGAAAAACCAGAUCAGUGCCCUUCAGAAAGGCUACAGUCAGAUGCUCAGCCAGACCCUGUCUGAGCGGAACUCGGAGAUCGAAUCCCUGAAGCGCGAGGGUGAAAACUUGAAGAAGGACAGCGCCAUCAAGUCAGAGAUGGUGACAGCUUUGCAAAAAGACAUGUUAGCAAGGAAUGAGCAAGUGCAAAACCUGAAGGAUGAGGUGGACCAACUGAAGACUCAGAACAAGGAGAAGGAACAGGAGCUUGUAGCCCUGGGCUCUAGGUGCUCUGUGCUGAAGGAAGAGCUAAAAAGGGAGGAGGCCCAGAAGGAGCACCGGGAGGCCCAAGAGAAGGAGCUAAAACUCUGCAGGAGUCAAAUUCAAGACAUGGAGAAAGAAAUGAAGAGGCUCAGGGAGGAGCUGAGGAAGAGCUCUUCUGAACAGAGCACCAUCUUCAAGACCCUGCGAGAAAAGAGCAAGGUUGAAGAGAAACUUCAGGAGGAUUCCAGAAGGAAAUUGCUUCAGCUGCAAGAAAUGGGCAACAGAGAGAGCCUCAUUAAAAUCAAUCUGGAAAGGGCAGUAGGUCAGCUGGAACAUUUCAGAAACCAGGUCAUCAAAGCCAUCUUCGGACGAACCAAGCCAUUCCAGGACAAGCCCGUCACCGACCAGCAGCUGAUAGAGAAGAUCCUCCAGGUCACCGAGGACAACCUCAACUUCCAGCAGAGAAAGUGGAGCCUGCAGAAGGAGACACAGCUCAGCAACUCCAAGCAGGAGGAGGCAUCGGGGAGCAUGGAGAGGCUGAAGACACUGCUGGACGGCUGCCAGGCUUGCAUGAGAAAAUCUUGCUGCAGUAGCGAGCUGAAGCGCGAGGUCAGCCUCCUUCAGCACCUUCAGGUGAGCCCGUCUGUGUCAGGGCUGCAGAAGGUGACACUGGGCAUCCUGAGCCUCUCACUGUCCUGGCUGGAGGAAGUAGAGAAGCUCCUCAGGGACCUUGGCAUCCAGCUCUCGGGCUCUGACAAAGGUGACCGACUUUUCUUCUAG
Messenger RNA from Castor canadensis (American beaver), 1827 nucleotides. Lineage: Eukaryota; Metazoa; Chordata; Mammalia; Rodentia; Castoridae. The record is from RefSeq and is a predicted model, not a curated record.